AUGGAGUCCUACGUGGUGAGCUGUAAAUAUGCUGAGCCGCAGUUCCCUCCUUGUGAAGAAGAUUACAGUAAUUUCAGUGACCAGGGGGGGUAUUACAACAACCCCGAGGACAGUGGUAGUUAUGGAGGGGGCUAUCAGCCCCUGCAGCCCCCUCCGCCUGCAUACACACCACAACAAACCGGCUACCACUCCUCGCAGGGCCACCGCCGGGAGGAUGGAGGAGAGGACCGGCCGCACCAAGCGGCGCCCUUCCGCGGCUACAGAGAGACGGAGGCCGCCGGGAAGGAGUCGAGGUUCCCCGCGGCUGACCUGCACGGCCCGGCCUGGAUGACCUGCGCGAAGCCCGCUCAGGUGCAGAGGAAAGCGGGCUGCCAGGGCAAGGACAAGCCGCCCAUUGUUGUCUACCCGUGGAUGAAGAAAGUGCACAUCGCUCACGUGAAUCCGAACCACGUGGGCCCGGAACCAAAGCGGCUGCGGACGGCCUACACGCGCCCGCAGGUUCUGGAGCUGGAGAAGGAGUUCCACUUCAGCCGCUACCUCACGCGCCGCCGCCGCGUCGAGGUCGCCCACGCGCUCUGCCUGUCCGAGCGGCAGGUGAAGGUGUGGUUCCAGAACCGGCGCAUGCGCUGGAAGAAGGACAACAAGCUGCCGAACACCAAAGGAAGGAGCAAAAACAAAAAGGCAAACAACGGCAGCGGCAACAGCGGCAGCGGCAGCGGCAACAACAGCAGCGGCAGCGGCAGCGACAGCGGCGCGGCGGCGGCGACAAGCGUCUGA
Messenger RNA from Cyclopterus lumpus (lumpfish), 777 nucleotides. Its product is annotated as homeobox protein Hox-D4b-like. Gene Ontology annotation, molecular function: DNA-binding transcription factor activity, RNA polymerase II-specific; RNA polymerase II cis-regulatory region sequence-specific DNA binding. Lineage: Eukaryota; Metazoa; Chordata; Actinopteri; Perciformes; Cyclopteridae. The transcript has 2 exons. Gene Ontology annotation, cellular component: nucleus. Bases 1 to 777 code for a protein of 258 amino acids. Gene Ontology annotation, biological process: anterior/posterior pattern specification; embryonic skeletal system morphogenesis; regulation of transcription by RNA polymerase II. The record is from RefSeq and is a predicted model, not a curated record.